AUGACAGAUAACAACUCAAUGAUUGGUGGUGAGUCCUUGCGCAGAGAGAUCAAUUACCGGGUCAUUAUAGUGCAGGUUCUAGUGGUGAUUUUCCUUUCCAUCAACCUGUUGCUUAUUGUGACCUUUUUUUCAAAGGACUUCUUCUACACAACCAUGCGCUACAUCUUAUUUUCUAUAACACUACUGUCUGAUUGUCUGUUUUUACUCAUAACUAAUAUCUUGCUCAUUUUAAGCUAUUUUCGUAUUAACAUACAGAUGUGGUUGUGUCUUAUUACAUAUAUAUUUUUGUCUCUGUACACUUUUGUCACACCAGUUACUUUGACAGUAAUGACUCUGGAGCGCUGUGUGGCCAUUUGCAUGCCCCUGCGCCACGGAGAGCUGUGCUCCACACGCAACUCUCUGCACUGUGUCCUGAUCAUUUACAGCCUCAGCUCUGUACCCUGUAUUGUUGUUCUCUCCAGCUUCUUUGCAUCCGCGACUCACAUCUUCUAUACCCAGGGCAGAAUAUGCUCAGUGGAAAUAUUUAUUAUUCACAAAUGGCAGGGUCAUCUUCGGUCAGCUAUAAAUCAGUUUUACUUCUUGCUCAUGAUUAUUGUUAUUGUAUUCUCAUAUGUUAAAAUAAUGAAUGUGGCCAAAGCUGCAUCAGGAAGGAAAAAGAAUGUAACAUGGAAAGGGCUCCGAACGGUAAUUCUUCAUGCUUUCCAGCUGCUGCUCUGUCUCAUCAGUCUGUGGUGUCCAUUAAUAGAAGCUGCUGUACUACAAAUUAAUUUAAAGUUAUUUAUAGAUGUCAGGUAUUUUAAUUACAUUACUUUUAUACUUGCUCCAAGAUGUUUGAGUCCUCUUAUUUAUGGCCUCAGGGAUGAAAGGUUUUUUCAUGCACUAAAAUAUUAUGCUCUCUGUGGCUUGUAUAAAAAAACAAUCAUCUGA
Molecule: messenger RNA, 927 nt
Organism: Cottoperca gobio
Lineage: Eukaryota; Metazoa; Chordata; Actinopteri; Perciformes; Bovichtidae
Product: odorant receptor 131-2-like
Exons: 1
Coding region: 1-927 (308 amino acids)
Biological process (GO): detection of chemical stimulus involved in sensory perception of smell; G protein-coupled receptor signaling pathway
Cellular component (GO): membrane
Molecular function (GO): olfactory receptor activity; odorant binding; G protein-coupled receptor activity
Source: RefSeq, a predicted model, not a curated record